Molecule: messenger RNA, 2886 nt
Organism: Adineta ricciae
Lineage: Eukaryota; Metazoa; Rotifera; Eurotatoria; Adinetida; Adinetidae
Source: the annotation of a GenBank genome assembly
AUGUCUUGCAAAGUUUAUACGUACAUUCUUCGUACUGCCAAAAGCGUGGACAAUUUCAAAAUCCAGGCGAUAUUUGACAAUAACAUCAAGACCGAUUUCGAAACCCAUGCCUUACUCGAUAAUCAAGCUGACCCUGGCAUAUUUAUGUAUCGAUUACAAUACACUCUAAAACGUGACGAAAAUGAUACACUUAGUAUGCAACAUGAGAAUGACUGGAAGAAAGUAGAGUUUUAUGAAUUAUACAUCCCGGGAAUUUUUUCGCUAACUCCAUACUGUGAAGCGCCUAAGCAGCAGCGUAAAGUGGAAUACCCUGAUAAGGAAGUUUGGCAUUAUGCACUAUUUGAUGUUGAUUUUGAGAAAUCACUUAUAUCAAAUCCUCCAGGAUCUUCCUUGCCAUUUUGGAAUCAAUUCUGCUUAUUUACUUACUAUUUUAUGCAGCACAAAGCAGAUGAUGCUUGUGAGCUUGUUUUUAGUCAGUUUGUGGCUCUACAUUCUGAAAAUGAUCUUCGUACAGAUCAACUUACUGCUUUCUUCCAAACAUGCAAUAAUUACAAAUCUUGUAUUCCAAAAAGUCCGAUCAGAUAUGUGAAAAAUACUGAAAUACUAAUUCGAAUGAUUGGCAUUUUACCUGUUAACGAAAAUAACAUUGAUGUACUUGGUUUAAGAUCAAAUGGUGACGUAUCAUCUAUAUUGAGUUGUAUAUUCAAACAUUGGGAUAGUGCCGUUGACUCAGUGUCUAAUGAUAAUCCUGAAUUCUUUGAGAACUAUGUUGCAAAAGUCUUAUGUUUGAAAUUAUGGUCAAUAGCAGAAUUCAAAGAAAAUAUGGAGGAUACAAGUGAAGAAGCUAUUGAAUUGAUACGAUGCAUUCGGGAUGAAGAAAAACAAAAAAAAAACGGAUCAGAGUGGACCAGCUUAUUCAGCUUAGCUCAACCAAAUCAACUUACAUUCAAACAUCUUCAUCUAAUUACAUCAAUCGAUGUCUAUUUGAAGUAUCUGAUUCAAGUUGCAACGAUAGAACGGUCGGAAAAUGCCGAUAUGAAGAGCAAGAUUAUUCAGUCAAUUCAAGAUUUUGUAACAAAGAGUCAUUUUUCGUUUGAUCUCAGAAUUAUACAUUUUCUACUUCGAUUUGAACAACGUCAAUUAACAGUUGAUCAUCAAAAUUCUGCUGAUAUUGACGAAAAAAUUCGGAUCGAAAUCAAAGAUAAUGAUAACUUGAGAAAAAGAAUUUGCGAUUACUUAUAUAAAAUGGCUCUCACCAUCGACAAUUUCAAAAGUGUUAGAACAAUUAUGGAUUUUAAAUCACGUUCGCAAUUAUUGCAUGAUUUCAACCGGCAAUGCUUUCUACUUGAGUCAUUGAAGAAAAAUAUAUCCGAAUCAUCUCAUUAUUAUUGUGAAUGGUUUUCAUGUUUUAUUAUGAAUGAUACUUAUUCAAUGAACGUCGAUCAACAGCGACAAGACUAUGAACAACUUGUAAAGGAAUGGACAUCAUGUGUUGAGAGAGAUAUUCACAUAUUUGGUGCAGUGCUCAAAGAACUUGAUAAAUUAAUAGAAUCUUUGCAAUCAAUGACGAACAACGAUGACAAAAACAAAUGUUGUGAAAUCUUCAUUAAUCAUUUGGUUGAUAUUUGCUGCAAAACAGAUUCAAUUUUCCAAUUACUUCAAAGCGGUCUUGCUCAUGUGAAAAAUAAAUCUUUCAUUGACGCAUUCAAAACGAAAUUUAUUGACAAAAUUUCAAAGGAUAUGAAAGCCGAUGAUUUAAAACGUUUCGAUUUGUAUCAAAACCAAUUAAGACAACUGUUUGAAAUCGGUAACAAUGACGAACAAAACAAUCAACUUGUGAUUGACUUGAUUGAACGAGCAUUGACAAACGUUUCUAUAUCUGAAAAUGAUAUUCUCGAAUAUGCUAUCUUAAAGCCUGAUAGAUCAACACUUAUCUAUCAUAUAUUGUCUCAUAAUUGCUAUAAAAAAUUAUCAAUUUUUGAAAUAGUCAUUAAACAAAUGGAUACUCUGUGGACUCAGUGGGAUCAGCAAGGAAUAUAUGCGUCUCAUAUAAUGGCCUGGAAGAAACAAACAGACGAACAACGAAGUGUAGCGAAUCAAUUAUGGAGUGCUGUUAAAAACAAAGUGGGAACAUUUGAAGAAAUGUUAAUGAAAGCAGACACCGACUUAGAGAAUAAGAAGAGCAUAUGUGAGAAAACUGAAGUUUGUAUCAAAGCGUAUUGCAAAAAAGCUUCUGACAAUCAAAAGAUCAUCGGAGAAAUACACAUUACGAAGGAUGAACUAAGAAAAACCAAGGUGCAAUCUGUUCAAAUUCCUCAAUCUAUUCAACAAAUUCAUAGUUACGUCGAUCUACUUGUUCCAUAUACAAAAUGUGAAAUUUGGAAAGAUUUUCUCCAAAAAAACCAAGAUAAAAUGAUUUUGCCAUCAAAAACACAAAUAUCUUGUCAUUCAAUUUUGUUCAAAUCUGAUGAACUUUUUAAUACAUUCGUUAGUGAAAUUAUAACUAUUUGUUCAAAUUGGAAAAGUCGAUCAAUCUCACAAUUGCAAGAAAUAUUUCCAAACAUGCACAGUGAUUUAGAUCCAUUAAAACAGAAAUUAAAUACUGAUAUCAUUAACUUUUUUACACUUUUAUUUCAAUAUAAAAAAUCUUCAAAAGAUUUAAAUUAUAUUUGUCAAGGAUACAUAAACUUAUCCGAAUUCUUCCAAAUACAAUUCAAUGAUCAUCAAAAUUUACUAUCUAAUAUGNGGAUCAGAGUGGACCAGCUUAUUCAGCUUAGCUCAACCAAAUCAACUUACAUUCAAACAUCUUCAUCUAAUUACAUCAAUCGAUGUCUAUUUGAAGUAUCUGAUUCAAGUUGCAACGAUAGAACGCUCGGAAAAUGCUGA